AUGGCUUCAGAUGGUGGACUAGGUCCUCGCAGGAGGCGUAGGCUUGGUCCCCCGGCAGCCGAGCCCUACGUGCUGCGAUCUCUAUUCGAAGACGUGCCGCUCGCAACUGAAGAUAGCUCCGACGUUUACAUCACCUGCGUUGAAUACUGGGAGCAAAACCUUUACAUCGGAACUUCAGCGGCAGAGAUAUUGCACUUUGUCUGCCUUCCAGCAGCCUCCGACGAUUCGGCUGACCCGACGUUCAUAUUAGCCUCGCGACUACCUAUACCAUUUCAAAGCACACCGGAAACGGGCCCUAAAGGCGUUCAGCAGAUCGUUAUACUUGCAUCGGUAAACAAAGCUUGUAUCCUCUGCAAUGGUACCGUUACGUUCUACAUGCUUCCGGAGCUCAGCCCGGCAUUCGGAAACACCAAGGUCAACCACUGCCGCUGGAUCGGCGGCUUGGAUCUCGAUCGAACACCCGAAUCCGAAGACAAGCCGGUAGUAAUGAUUGCUGCACAAAAUAGGCUUAUGCUUGUACAAAUAGGAGACGAGGCCCGUCGCAUCAAGAACAUCGCUUUUCCCGGGUGUUUGGUCGCAGCGCGCAGGGGCACAAUUGCUUGUGCUGCUGAUUCCCUUUCAUACUCGCUCCUAGAGGUAGAAUACCAGCAGCAGAUACCUCUCUUCCCAAUUUCCUCAUCCAAUGAAGUCUUCGAGUCAGGAAAUGUGGAAGACAUCACACCAGCCCCCCAAACUCCUCUUAAACGAUCACCCUCAUCGUCCUAUCCAAGUUCUCCUCCUACGGAGUCCCAAACCCAUGGAAGAAGCACGAGCCUCAAUGCCUUUGUGGGGAUGCUGCAGCCUCAAUCACAAACGCAAGCAGCUCCCUCUCAUAGAUCUCCUUCCCCCGCUGGAACACCAGACCCCUUCACAUCCUCCGGCACUCCGAGACGAUCAAGCUCAGAAGAUCGAGAAGGCAAUAAGCCUCCAGAAAAGGACUCAGAAAAUUCAGAACGUACUGAGAAUGAGGAAGCACAGCCUGCUCCUGAUAGUCUGAAGCCUUUACCCCCGAUUCCAAAGGUGGUUUCGAACCCCCUUCAGCCUCAUAUUGUAUCACCAACCCCCUCAGAAUUCCUCCUUGUUACCGGCACCGAGGAGACCGAACCCGGUGUUGGAAUGUUUGUCGACACUGAUGGUGAAGUUGUCCAUGGGACGAUCAACUUUUCUCGGUACCCAAAAUCAGUUGUCGUUGAUGCUGGCAAAGACGACCAAGCACUUCAGCCAAACAAUGCCUCCAGAGAGGAGUUUAUUAUUGCGCUGAUUAAAGAAGCCGACAAUUCGACCGCUCUGGAAAUUCAGCGUUGGUAUGACGACCCAGCAGAGAUUGAGCAACAUAAGAAAAGAAUAGCAAUCCCAUCUCCUGAAGGUGCAUCUGCUCAGGUUGGACUACGACACACCGUUAGUCCCAGCCAAAUUGAUCUUCAAGAUAUUGGCAAUCUCUUACAGAUGGUCCGGUUGAAAUCACCUCUAUUGUCCCCGCAUGCUUCAUCUUCGGAUCCGCGAACACAAGCGUCUAUCGAGCAGCUUCAGAAAGAAAAAGAGCUCUUUGAAUCCCAAGAACUCUCAGAUGCCGAUAAUACUAAAAAAGAGCGAGACUGGGAAAGUCAGAGGAAUGCCGAAGAGGCGAAAUUUGCACAGGGCCUGGGUAAACUCCAAAGUAGUCUGGUUCUCUGGUCAGGCUCCCAAAUAUGGCGCAUUGUGAAGAAUCCCCUGGUUGUCCAGCUUGAGAACGCACUGGAAAAGGCCCAGUCCAAAAGUGAUGGCCGCCAUAUCAUUUUACAGAGAGACUUUGUCAUGGACCUGAUGGUCUCAAUCCAGGACCUUGAGCCGAAGAACGAAUCUGAGUUCAUUGGUCUUGGCUAUUUGAAGCAAAAGGCCAGUCUCCUCCUGUACGGGGAUCUCCUUUCUAUGCGCCCAGAGCAUACGAGCGAUGCCGCGAUAAAUAAUACCGAGAAGGCUCUUUUGGCGGGUAACCUUGACCCGCGCCUAGUCUUAUUGUUUAUUCCCCUACUCCGAUGUGAGGUCCAACAAGGCCCACAAGGAAUAUGGAACCAUGCCGGACUGGUGUCUCUAACACAUAAAUACGUCAAGCAAGUAGAGGAACGAAGCAAAGAGUCUUCUGGGGCAGCUGCCCAUGGCCCGGUUCUCAGCAUGCUGAGGCGUUUCCUCUCUUCGUGGCAACAGAAGCGGGGCUACGGUAGUAUCACAGACGAGAACUAUGUCUUUGACAGUAUUGACGCUGCUCUUUUGCAUCUGCUCCUUGAGCAAGACAGCCACUUGACUGCCCAGCAACGUGCUCAUUCACAUACUUCGAACGACUUGAAUCUAUUAGUUGAUACCUGGAAAGGGAACUUCGAACGUGCAGUGAUGCUCUUGGAGCAGUACAAGAGACUCUAUGUCCUGAGUCGCCUUUACCAGAGCCGGAAGAUGUAUGGCAAUGUCCUCAAGACAUGGCGAAGGAUCAUCGAUGGCGAGCUGGACGUCGGAGGAGAGGUCACCGCCCAUAGCAUUGAAAAGAAGAUGCGUGAAUACUUGAUCAAGAUCAAGGACGCCCAACUAGUCGAAGACUAUGGCUCCUGGCUUGCGGCCCGGAAUCCCAGUCUGGGUAUUCAGGUGUUUGCGGACAAUGCUAGCCGGGUGAAGUUUGACCCCGCAGACGUCGUUUCUUUGCUCAAAGAGCGUGCCCUUACGGCCGUCCAAGUUUAUCUGGAGCACCUGGUCUUCGCUAAACAUUAUACGCAAUAUGCGGAUGACUUGAUCUCCUACUAUUUGGACGAAGUCAUCUCGGUGCUCGAAACCUCACCAGAGGCACGGGCAUCCCUCUCAGAGUCAUACUCCACGUACCGGGCUCUUCGACCCCCCAAACCAACGUACCUGAACUUCAUUGUCGAGAAUAAACCCGAAGAGGCUUGGUGGCAAUCUCUGGAACCUCGGGCACCCAGUUCUCGUCUGAUUCUCUCUCCCGCAGGAAUCACAUAUUCCAUACCUAAGGUGCUGAAGCGAAUCGAGCCCUUUCAAGACGACCUCGUCUCAGAGAGCAUCAUUCUAGACGGGUUGCAAGGUCGUCAUCGCGCUGCACUGCGACUCCUGACACACGGCCUGGGGGACUAUGACUCCGCGAUCCGGUACUGUCUAUUCGGUGGUCCACGCAGCCCAACCUCCUCAACCAAAGCCGAGCCUGAGCUCGCGGACUAUGCGUUGCAGUCUGAACUCUUCCGCGAUCUUCUAGAUGAGUUUCUUCACAUCAAGGAUCUGUCUGAGCGCAUAGAGCGAACAAGUGACCUCCUCGCGCGUUUUGCGGCGUGGUUCGACGUCACUGAAGUCUUGGAGCUCGUGCCGGAAGAUUGGUCAGUUGACAUCCUGGGCGGCUUCUUCGUGCAUGUCUUCCGUACUCUUGUUUCGCAAACUCGCGAAGCGCGUAUCGAACGAGCUUUGAGCGCGGGGUUGAAUCUUCGUAUUGGUGUCGAUUAUACUGAUAGUAUGGAGAAAGCCGGGCCUUGGCUCGAGAAUGGAGAUGGUGUGAAACGUUUGAAGGGCGGUGGCCCUCGGGACCUGCAGCACCCGCCGCCAGCCGUGGAUGGCGAUAAUGUGGAAGACGAUGGCGAGUUUGGGGAAGUUGUUUCUCCAUCGCCUUGA
Molecule: messenger RNA, 3675 nt
Organism: Penicillium chermesinum
Lineage: Eukaryota; Fungi; Ascomycota; Eurotiomycetes; Eurotiales; Aspergillaceae
Exons: 3
Coding region: 1-3675 (1224 amino acids)
Biological process (GO): endosomal vesicle fusion; vesicle-mediated transport; autophagy
Cellular component (GO): cytoplasm; fungal-type vacuole membrane
Source: RefSeq, a predicted model, not a curated record